UGAGUGUGCGCGGAGAGCAGCCUCUGAGCUGGGACGGUGUUGAUGGAGGGAGCUGAGCUGAGCUGAGCCUGGAUGGGCUGCACUCUGAGCUUCUGCUGCUGCCAGGACAUGCCUCACCGCCAUCCAGGUGGGGAGAAGACCAGAGAGGAGACUCCCUUCCUCCCUCAGCCUGAAGACCAUGAGGCUUCAAACUGUCACACCUUCAAAGCAAAGAGUUUCAAAAAACUGAAGGCGUGUGCUGUCUGCAAACAGAUGAUCACCAAGGAUGGGACUGCCUGUCGUGUUUGCAAACUGACAUGUCACAAGAAAUGUGAACAGAAGGUCACUACAUUGUGUGUCCCCCCGGUGAACUAUGAGCUGCCAUCCAGCGCGAUUAUCCCAGUGAACCAUGUAGAGAGCACCGGCUCCAACAAAUCGACCAAGAGUCUCCCAUCGCGACACAGACCCUCCCGGAGCGUGAGCCUUUCACAAAACAUGGAGGAGAAUUCCGACCUUGACCUGACCUACAUCACGGAGCGAAUCAUUUCAGUCUCCUAUCCCACGGGGGCAGAGGAGCAGAGUUUCCACGCCAACCUGAGGGAGGUGGCACAGAUGCUGAUGUCCAAACAUGGCGAGAAUUAUCUCCUCUUUAACCUGUCCGAACAGCGCUACGACAUCAACAAACUCAACCCCAAGGUGGUGGAUUUUGGCUGGCCUGACCUCCAUGCUCCUCCUCUGGACAAAAUCUGCAGCAUUUGCAAAGCCAUGGACACCUGGUUAAAUUCAGAUCCUCAGCAUGUGGUCGUCAUUCACAAUAAGGGAAACCGUGGUCGGACUGGAGUGGUCAUUGCUGCCUACAUGCAUUACAGCAACAUCUCAGCCAGUGCUGACCAAGCCUUGGACCGAUUCGCCAUGAAGAAAUUCUACGAGGACAAGAUCGUGCCGGUGGGGCAGCCCUCCCAGCGCAGGUAUGUGCAUUAUUUCAGUGGGCUGCUCUCUGGAACCAUCAAGAUGAACAAUAAGCCUUUGUUCUUACAUCAUGUCAUCAUGCACGGAAUUCCUGAUUUCGACGUUAAAGGUGGUUGUCGGUCAUUCCUGAAGAUCUACCAAUCAAUGCAGCCGGUGUACACCUCAGGAAUCUACAACAUUCCAGGAGAUGGUCAGACCAGUAUUUGUAUCACCAUCGAACCAGGCCUCAUGCUAAAAGGAGAUAUCCUGCUGAAAUGUUACCAUAAAAACUCCGGGGGCCCGAGCCGAGAGAUUGUGUUUCGUGUCCAAUUCCAUACAUGUGCAAUCCAUGACCUUGGCAUCGUCUUUGGUAAAGAAGACCUCGAUGAUGCUUUUAAAGAUGACAGAUUCCCAGAAUAUUCCAAGGUGGAAUUCAUCUUCUCCUUUGGCCCUGAGAAAAUACAAGGGAUGGAGCACCUGGAGAAUGGCCCUAGCGUCUCUGUCGAUUAUAACACUGCUGACCCUUUGAUUCGCUGGGAUUCCUACGAGAACUUCAACGCUCAGCGAGAAGACCAGCCGGAGGAUGUGGUGCACACCCAGGGCCCUUUGGAUGGGAGUCUGUACGCCAAAGUAAAGAAGAAGGAUUUGACCGAUGGGACGACCAAUCCGGUCACUGCCAACGGUAUUCCCUUACCCGGAGUGCCCAAUCACAUCGAGCACACCCUCUCGGUGAGCAGUGACUCGGGCAAUUCCACCGCCUCCACCAAAACCGACAAGACUGACGAGCCACCGCCUGCCAGUACCCAGGGCAUCACGCCUGAGGAGAGGAGGGAACUUGACCGUUUACUCAGCGGGUUCGGCCUGGACAGUGAGGCGCCCAUGCACACCCGGGCGGCUGGACUCACCAUCUCGGCCGGAGCGCACCACGUGCUGGUACCUGCCCAGGUCCACGUCAACGGAGACCUGCCAUUGGCCAACGCUGAGCGGGAGACUGACAUUCUAGAUGACGACUUGCCCAACCAUGACCUGAACAGCGUUGACAGCGUGGGGACCCUCUCGUCCUUUGAGGGUGCCUACCCCUCAGCAGCAGGAGAAGCGAGCUACCGCGAGUCUCCCCCCAUGGACCAAACUGGGCUCGUGCCCAAUGGGCCGCCAUUGGGCUACACCAACAAACCCCAGCGAGGGGGCUACAGUGACCCAGAGUCGGCAGAACCUGGUUACACCAAAAACAUCCCGAGGAGCAACAGCCUGACGCAGACUGGACAAGCCCCAGCUCCGCGGGCUCACUUGGUCCCUGUCAUCUCCAGCCCCCAGCCAGUCACGUACACCAUGCCCAGCUGCAUCCAACAGCCUCAGACUGCCAUUGUCCAGCAGUCCUACCCUCCUGGCCCGAACGCCAUGUAUCGCUCACAGUCAUUCAGCACGCCGGAUAGCUCCAGACACGAGCCGGUGCCCCAAACACCAGCACGGAGUACCAGCAGCAGAGACGCUGUCCAGAGAGGCCUGAGUAGUUGGCAGCAGCAGGGCAGCUGGUCACUGUUGCACCCACAGGCCAACGGCCUGCCUGAGGGACCCAGCGGCAGCUCUCUGAGAACUCAGAGCCCACAGCACAGCAGCUCCGAACCCACGCUGCAAAGCCACAACAUCCCGCCGUUCCCAAGGAUGGCCUCCCAGCAGGAGAUUGAACAGUCCAUCGAGGCCCUCAACAUCCUGAUGCUGGACCUCGAUCCGUCCUUGUCUCAGGCCAAAAGGUUUCAGAGUGAGCCCACCCCUCAGGCCAACGUCCCAGACCGCCCCCAGGCAUCCAUCAUGUCUGCCAACCUGUCUACGCCAAGCCAACCAUUGGGACGCACCACUGAUCUAAUCCAUCCGAGCUCACUGGGACAAGAGCAGAGACACGUGGACAAUGGCCUACAGGGUGCCUAUCCACCUCAGGAACACCAGUCUGUCCCUGGCAGUGCCUAUUACCCAAGCUAUGGCCAUCUCAGCCAGUCGGCACAGCCAGCUGACACCACAGCCACAAGUUACAGACGAGGCCUCAGCGCCAAGUCAUUCUCUCUGGAUCCACCAUUCACCCCCUACGGUGGGGCCACGCUACCAUCCUACACUGUGGCACAGGCUCCCGUCAAAUCUGCCAGCUUUGAUGGCAUCACCAGGAUGCCCGAGGAAGAACAUUAUAACUUGGAGGGUCUGGUGGCUCAGCGGGUGGCAGGAAUUCGGUCCCAGGCCACGAGCCCCGAGGGGGUUGGAGCGGGUGUGAGAAGGCGGACAGCCAGCGAGGGACAGUAUGAGAAUGAUGGGCAGAGUGGCCCGCGGAGCCCCAGCCUGCUCUCCCCAGUCCGCUGUGUCUCCCCCGAGUUAGCGAGCUCAAUCGCCGCGAACCCAGGAGGGCGCCCCCGUGAGCCCAACAUGCACAGCUACCGAGAGGCGUUCGAGGAAAUGGAUGGAGGACCAACCAGUCCCACCACAGCGGUUGCCCGCUCUCCCCCAGGGCUGGCGAAGACCCCUCUCUCUGCCCUGGGUCUGAAACCACACAAUCCGGCCGACAUCAUGCUCCACUCAGCGGCACUCGGAACAGAGCCCAGGAGUUACGUGGAGUCCGUGGUGAGGACAGCGGCAGUGGGAGCGAGCCCUGUGCAGGUUCCUGCUCCCCCCUCGCAGAGCUACCCGGUGGAAACCCUGAGCAGGGGUGUACCCUGUGAGCCACUGUUCACCGGCCCCAGCCCCAUCUCAACCAGCAGCCCCUUACAUGGCACGGAGAGAUCCUUCAUCGUCAGCUCUUCACCAGGAGAUACCAAUGGGCAUGGAGUCACUCCGGCCCACCCAUCUCUGGAUUCCAGUUUGAGAUCGGCCACUUUCUCUCAGCCAUCCUACGCGGAAAGCAGCUAUUUUAACAACAGUCUGUCUGACCCAUCGGCCCCUGGAACUGGCAGUUCCUCAGGAAGCUUUGUGAUAGCGCCAGAAGCAUCCCUGAGCCUCGGAGCGCCUCCUCCGGAGAGAUCAGUGACCCAGUGCCCCCAGCCCCUCCAGAGGACAGUAGCCACCAAUACCCCACCCAGCCCGUCCCUGGGCAGGAGGAUGAUGAGCGCUGGGGCACCGGGAAGUCCUGGGAUGAGCAGGCACCAAGGGAGUCCGCACGGAGUAGGAGCCGGUCCUUCCAGCAGCCCCAUCCUGAGCCGAUAUCCGGGGAUUGUCAGCGCCAGUGCUCCGGUGACUCCCAGCAGUCCCAUCACUGAGCCGUACGGAUUCUCCACUCUGACCGGCCAGCUGGAGCAGCAGUACCCCGCUCUGUCCCGCCAGGCCAGCUCCACGGGGUACGUCUCACCCGCGACACCAACAUUCCCCGUUUCACCAGCCUACUAUAACUCCAGCACCCCGGUGCCCGCCUCCUCCAGCCCUGUUCAGGCGGUGCCCGGCAGCUCCUCACCAUCCACGGUCAGCAACCACCAGCCUGCCCUGCCGGAGAAGAGGAGAAUGUCGAGUGGAGACCGUGCCAACAGCUCAACAAACUACGCCACUGUCAACGGCAAGGCCACAGCAGGGACGCCCAGCACGGUCAGCAGUGCCAGCAGCCGCAGCGCACCAACUGUCGCCUUCUCACACACUCUCCCCGACUUCUCCAAGCUCUCACUGCACGAUGGCAGCCCUGAAGCGAGAGCCCAUGUCAAGUUUGUUCAGGAUACGUCCAAGUACUGGUACAAACCGGAUAUAUCCCGAGAGCAAGCGAUUGGCCUGCUCAGAGACCGGGAUCCUGGGGCCUUCAUUAUCCGGGACAGUCACUCUUUCCGUGGGGCCUAUGGCCUGGCUAUUAAAGUCUCCACACCUCCCGCAAGCAUCACCCAGCAAAGUAAGAAAGGCGAUGUCAACAAUGAGCUGGUGCGGCAUUUCCUGAUUGAGACAAGUGCUAAGGGGGUGAAGCUAAAGGGCUGUCCCAAUGAACCCUACUUCGGGAGUUUAUCUGCGCUGGUUUAUCAACAUUCGAUAACCCCAUUAGCGCUGCCAUGCAAGCUGGUAAUUCCAAGCCGAGAUCCAGUGGAUAAAAUCCCCGAACCAGCUGUUUCGUCAAACUCUGCAUCGGAGCUGCUCAAACAGGGUGCAGCGUGUAACGUGCUGUUUGUUAAUUCUGUGGACAUGGAGUCACUGACUGGACCCCAGGCCAUUGCCAAGGCCAUUUCGGAGACUCUGGGAGCCCCUGUACAGCCCAUCGCCACCAUCGUCCACUUCAAAGUGUCCUCACAGGGAAUCACCCUGACCGAUAACCAGAGGAAGCUUUUUUUCCGUCGUCACUAUCCAAUCAGCAGCGUUACAUUCUGUGACCUCGACCCUCAAGAAAGAAGAUGGACUAAGACUGACGGAGGAGCCUCCAAGCUGUUUGGGUUCGUUGCCCGGAAACAGGGGAGUGCCACGGAUAACGUCUGUCACCUCUUUGCUGAGAUGGACUCCAAUCAACCAGCAACGGCCAUUGUCAACUUUGUCUCAAAGGUCAUGAUUGGCUGCCAGAAGAGAUGAGCAUGACGCUCUUCACAGUCCCUUUCGAAAAGAGAGAUCAACACCAAGACAGAAGGAAUUGUACGGGCGAGCAGAAGAGAAGGACUUGGAAACGAGAGGGUGUCAGUGGAAGUGAAGAUGGCGAUGAGCUCUGGG
Hemiscyllium ocellatum (epaulette shark) is the source of this 5571-nucleotide messenger RNA. RefSeq names its product tensin 1b (gene tns1b). Gene Ontology annotation, biological process: fibroblast migration. The coding region runs from base 73 to 5436 and encodes 1787 amino acids. Gene Ontology annotation, molecular function: protein binding. NCBI's taxonomy places the organism in Eukaryota, Metazoa, Chordata, Chondrichthyes, Orectolobiformes, Hemiscylliidae. The transcript has 32 exons. The record is from RefSeq and is a predicted model, not a curated record.